AAGAUAUAAGUCCAAUCAGACGUGAUGAGGAAAAAAAUUCAUUAUUAGUAUCGAGCAAUCCCACUUGUGGCUGUGAUACUAGUUUAAGACAGAUGUAUACACAGAUAUCUACGUGAACAUUUAAAACUGAAAAUUACAUAACUAUCAGCAUCAAUUAAUCAUUGCAAAACGUAGCUGUAUCGUUCAGUUCAGUGUAUUUUUUCCUGCACAAGCAUUACGUGCACGUUUAUAAUUGUCGUCUACUAUCGGAUCGCAUCAAAUAUUAUUCGUCGAUCGAUCAUUGCGUGCAAACCGCGAUCUUGAACGUAGGCAAAGAAAUCAAUCGUUCGUCAGAACAUCGAAAACAGUGAUAUGCUCCGUGCUCAUUCAUGAUUUAUAAUUGUGCACCGUCUGAAGAGAACAGCUCUUGGUACGGCUCGUUUAAGGUGCGCUGAAGGCACGUUUCGCGUGCAUAAUAUUUAUGGCGAUGGUAACUGUAUGUUUCGAGCGAUUAGCUAUAUUUUAUGGCGAAACGAGGAUGAACAUCGGUACUUGCGUUCAAUGGUGGUGCAACACGUCAAAGAAAAUUGGCACGAGUAUGGGCCCUUCGUGAUUGCCGAAUGGAACAUAUCGGAUCGGCAAACUUAUGACAAUUAUAUGAACAUGGUAGGCACGUUCGCCAGUGAACUCGAAUGCACGGUAGCCACUAGGAUGUACGACAUGAAUCUAUCGAUCUAUCGCGAGAUCAACGACAGACACGAACUUAAACGAGUGUUUCACAAUCAUGUUAGCUCGCAAUUCGCGACAGCUAGACUUUUAUUCACCGGGAACUCAGACAGCGGUCACUACGACGUAUUAAUUCCUGAUUGACGAACGUU
Messenger RNA from Frieseomelitta varia, 857 nucleotides. RefSeq lists its product as uncharacterized. NCBI's taxonomy places the organism in Eukaryota, Metazoa, Arthropoda, Insecta, Hymenoptera, Apidae. The transcript has 3 exons. The coding region runs from base 478 to 849 and encodes 123 amino acids. The record is from RefSeq and is a predicted model, not a curated record.